UUUCUAGGAGACUGGAGUCGAAGGCCGUGAGUCAGCCAUAAUGGCAGCUGAAGAAAUUAAUGAGGACUAUGCAGUAGAAAUUCACGAAUAUUUGUCAGCGUUUGGGAAUUCCAUUGAUGCUGUGGAUGAGAUGCUGAAGAACAUGAUGUCUGUUUCUAGAAAUGAGUUGUUGCAGAAGUUAGACCCACUUGAACAAGCAAAAGUGGAUUUGGUUUCUGCAUACACAUUAAAUUCAAUGUUUUGGGUUUAUCUGGCAACUCAAGGAGUGAAUCCUAAGGAACAUCCAGUAAAGCAGGAAUUGGAAAGAAUCAGAGUAUAUAUGAACAGAGUCAAGGAAAUGACAGACAAGAAAAAGGCAGGCAAGCUGGACAGAGGUGCAGCUUCAAGAUUUGUAAAAAAUGCCCUCUGGGAACCAAAACCGAAAAAUGCAUCAAAAGUUGCCAAUAAAGGAAAAAGUAAAAGUUAACUUUUUUUUUUUUAUGUACACAUAUUCAAAAAGUACAUCUUUUUUUUCCCC
Chlorocebus sabaeus (green monkey) is the source of this 517-nucleotide messenger RNA. The record is from RefSeq and is a predicted model, not a curated record. Lineage: Eukaryota; Metazoa; Chordata; Mammalia; Primates; Cercopithecidae.